Gloeophyllum trabeum ATCC 11539 is the source of this 423-nucleotide messenger RNA. RefSeq lists its product as uncharacterized. Gene Ontology annotation, biological process: maturation of SSU-rRNA; translation; ribosomal small subunit assembly. NCBI's taxonomy places the organism in Eukaryota, Fungi, Basidiomycota, Agaricomycetes, Gloeophyllales, Gloeophyllaceae. The annotation marks the transcript as partial. The transcript is spliced from 2 exons. Gene Ontology annotation, molecular function: structural constituent of ribosome. The record is from RefSeq and is a predicted model, not a curated record. Gene Ontology annotation, cellular component: ribosome; cytosolic small ribosomal subunit.
CAGGAUUCAUCAAAAGCCCCCGUCAAGCUCGCAAAAGUCAUCAAGGUCCUCGGCCGGACAGGUUCUCGAGGUGGUGUCACCCAGGUCCGGGUAGAAUUCAUGGACGACACGAGCCGGACGAUCAUCCGUAACGUCAAGGGCCCGGUGCGGGAGGAGGAUAUCUUGGCUCUCCUGGAGAGUGAGCGUGAAGCCCGGUACGUCUCCCGCCUAUCUUGGGAAGUCGUGAUACUCACAUACGUUCCGACUACAGCCGUCUGCGCUAGUCUGGUUAUCUCGCUGUUCCCUACAUCAUUCCUGCUGUUGUCUCUGCAUUUGUAUCACUCAGGCUUGUUAUAUGAUUCAUGCUAUGGUAUGAAGUUCUCGCCCGCAGCGUAUCUCGUGCGUCGCCAGCAUGUAUUCUCCGCUUCCGAGGAAGACAGAUAG